GACAGAGAAAGGGUAGGCCUUGUCUUGAGAGAUUUUUGCUCCUCUAGCACAGAGAGCGUGAUGUCAGCGGUGGCAGUACUGUUGUAAUUGACUUGGUGGGGGUGAUGGCGUCAUUUUAUGCCCUGGUGUAGCCUCCUGCUCCAAUAGCGAAGGGGAGACGGAUCUUUGGCCGACGCGACCGUGGCUCCCUUGGCCGGGAUCGAGCACCGCCGAGCCGGACACUUCACGCCGGGAAACAUGGAGGCUGUGGCCGAGGAGCUGCGGGCCGGCUCUCGGGUACCUGUCACUAUCGAUCAAAUAGUUAACGAUACACUGGUGGUGACGCUGACCUACCGAGAAAGGAACUACACGGGGAUAUUACUUGAUUGCAACAAAAAGACCGGGCUAUUCUGUCUCCCAGAAUUCACGGCAAAACCCGGGGCCUGCCCAAUAUCUAAACCAGCUUGUGAAAUCCCAGAAGUUCUGAGUGAGGAACCGGUUUCCAAAUCUCCCAGCCAGGCUUCACACAGACCAAAGGAUGAAAACACUCUCCCUGAAAGCAGCAUACCUGCUGCAGCUCUUCCCUGUCCUGUACCCACACCAGUGCCAGCUGGACAGACUCCUUACCCUCCUUAUUUUGAAGGAGCCCCCUUCCCUCAGCCCUUAUGGGUGCGCCACAGCUACAGCCAAUGGGUGCCUCAGCCCCCUCCACGACCAAUCAAGAGAAAGAAGAGGCGAACGCGAGAGCCUGGUCGCAUGACUAUGAGUACUAUCCGUCUGCGGCCUCGGCAGGUACUCUGUGAAAAGUGCAAGAACACACUGAAUAGUGAUGAGGACAGCAAAGAUGGCAUGAGCAACACUAAGACUUCUAGAAAAGAGAAUGCACUACAGAGCGAUGAUGACGGCGACGACAAGGAUAGCCCCUCUAAGCUGUCGAGAAAAGAGGACGUAAUUGCAACCAAGGACACUAAGAGACGUGAAAAUGGCACCAGCCUCGACAGCAAACGCCUCAGGAAGGACAAAAGGGGGGAAGCUGAAGGGGAGAAGUUCCCCGGAGGAGAUGUUAUCCCCCACAGUCCUGUCAUAAAGAUCUCCUACAGUACUCCACAGGGCAAGGGGGAGGUCAUGAAGAUCCCUUCGAGAGUCCACGGUUCAGUCAAGCCAUUCUGCCCCAAACAGCUGGUGCAGAAUGGUGUGGGAGAGAAUGGCAAGACGCCUUCUGAUCCUACCAAGGAGCAACGGCACAUUCUAGAUGCUACCAGGUCUGGCCUCACCGUGUCCAUUCCCAAACUCAAACUAACCAGGCCCUUUACAACCGUGGGUCAGGACUUGCCUUCUCCAAAGAUCCGCUUGAGACCCCCUCAGAGGGAUGGUGAGGAGAGUGUGGUUGAGUAUGAGGCAGAACUUGUAGGAGGCACCCGGAGACGAAGCCCCAGGGUGCCCGGUCCCUGCCUGCCCCAUUCUGAAGACUCGGGGGAAGGCAAAAACUCUCUGGAGUUGUGGUCGGGCAGUUCAGGAGAGGAGGCAGAGCGCGGCCACAGCGACCUCACCCUUCUCAUCAAUUUCCGUAAGCGUAAAGCGGAUUCUUCUAGCCUGUCAGUCUGCAGCAGCGACAGUCUAGAUGAGUCCAAGUCUUUCAGCUCUGAUGGUACCUCACCAGAACUGUGUGAUCUGGCCCCAGGUGAAGACCUGUCCGUAACCUCAUCUUCUGUACCCUCACGGGAAGACUGCAAGACAGUGCCGCCGCUUACGGUGCGGCUUCACACCCGCAGCAUGACAAAGUGUGUAACAGAAGAGGGUCACGCCGUGGCGGUGGGCGACAUUGUGUGGGGGAAGAUUCACGGCUUCCCCUGGUGGCCAGCACGCGUCCUCAGCAUCAGCGGCACCCGCAAGCAGGAGACGGCCAGUUGCGAGGCCCAGUGGCCCCAGGCAAAGGUGGCGUGGUUUGGUUCACCCACCACCUCCCAGCUCUCUGUUGCCAAACUGUCGCCCUUCAGAGAGCUCUUCAGGUCCCGCUUCAACCGCAAGAAGAAAGGCAUGUACCGGAGAGCCAUCUUAGAGGCAGCCAAGGCCGUGGGCCACAUGGGCCCAGAGAUUACAUCGCUGCUUUCCCACUGCGACACGUAGAGGCUGAGGGCUCACUAGAGGACUGGUUUUUCUGAAUUCUGAGACUCUGUCAUCAAGACCCAGGAGGGGAGUACGUGAGGUUGCCACGGCUACUAUUUAUAUGCCGU
Molecule: messenger RNA, 2213 nt
Organism: Chelmon rostratus (copperband butterflyfish)
Lineage: Eukaryota; Metazoa; Chordata; Actinopteri; Chaetodontiformes; Chaetodontidae
Gene: pwwp2b
Product: PWWP domain containing 2B
Exons: 3
Coding region: 238-2106 (622 amino acids)
Cellular component (GO): nucleoplasm; nucleus
Source: RefSeq, a predicted model, not a curated record